CACAACACCAUGCAGCCUCUCUGCGUUGCUACGGGCCUCUUAAUCCCGAUCCGCGAGGCUAGCCAGCACAACUCCGUUCACCGCCGCUUGGCAGACAAGUCCGCUGCGGCCAAUGAGAAGGGAGCCGCUCCAUGCGCGCUGGCGGCACUUGCCGAAAUUCACCCGCACCUACGAAAUUCGCCUAGCCCACCGAAGCUGCCGCCCUCAAGAUUUCGCUGGCCAGACGAUUUUGACCGACAAGACAUACUAACCUCUCGAUUGCGAUAUGGAGACUGUCACUUGCGACCAGCGAAUGCUGACAAUGUCCGUCUAGUCCUUAAGGUCGGCCGUGUUGCCAUCAUCAGCCGUGGCAGAUAUGCAGGCAAGAAGGUCGUCAUCAUCCAGCCCGUUGACCAGGGCACCAAGUCCCACCCCUUCCCUCACGCUCUUGUCGCCGGCAUUGAGCGCUACCCUCAGCAAGUCACCCGCCGCAUGUCCAAGGGUCGCCAGGCCAAGCGCUCAAAGGUCAAGCCUUUCAUCAAGGUCGUCAACUACAACCACAUCAUGCCCACCCGCUACACUCUUGAGCUCGAGGGCCUGAAGGGUGCCGUCACCAACGACACCUUCAAGGAGGUUUCGCAAAGAGAGGACGCCAAGAAGAACAUCAAGAAGGCCCUCGAGGAGCGUUACCAGAGCGGCAAGAACAAGUGGUUCUUCACUCCUCUCAGAUUCUAA
Messenger RNA from Aureobasidium musti, 714 nucleotides. The record is from the annotation of a GenBank genome assembly. NCBI's taxonomy places the organism in Eukaryota, Fungi, Ascomycota, Dothideomycetes, Dothideales, Saccotheciaceae.